Molecule: messenger RNA, 715 nt
Organism: Geodia barretti
Lineage: Eukaryota; Metazoa; Porifera; Demospongiae; Tetractinellida; Geodiidae
Source: the annotation of a GenBank genome assembly
GCAGUGUCAGCAUUCCUCCAUAGCUCGGUUCACCUGGGGACUGAUUCCUCACUCUCUGCUUCCUCCUCUGCCACCCAGGCCCGGCCCAGGGAGGAGAGGAGGGAGGAGAAAGAGAAGAAGAGGAUCCAUCGCAACGCCAGUUUCCUGCCGCAGGGAGACCUGGCAGCAGAGAGGGUGAAGGAGAGACUGUCCCACAGUACCACCAGCAGCACCCACAGACCUCCUCCAGCAGGGAGCUACCCUGCCAAAGUUAACAGCUCCAACCUGCACACUGCCUCCUCCAUCUUCCUAGGCCACACCCACCACACCCUGGUUCCACCCAGUGCUACCAUGGCAACAUCGUACCAGCCCCGCCCAGCUCACACCCAACGAGUGAGAGCCCCGCCCAAAGACAACAUUCCAUUUGAUUACUACCCAGGUUACAUGAGCUGUUCAGUUUUCAUGGUACACCGUAAGUGCAAAUCACAAGAACUCGAGGAGAAGGGGACAAUAGUUACUAUUUCCCAGUCUUGCUAAACAGUGUUGUUGUCCUAAACUGUUGUCCUGUAGGUCACCUGCUAAACUCGACAGCUGCCUCGUCCUACAGAGCUCACCACGGAGACCUAAGACACAGUCUACCUCCUGCAACUCUGAGAAAUCUGAAAAUAUCUCACUGGUAGCUCAUCCAUGACCAGGACACCCAAUCCCCAGUAGUGCAGAGCUGAAAAAACUCUCC